AUGAAUUGGGAUCAGCUAACAUACCAAUUUGACCUUACUACAAAAUCUCAACCUUCUACGACUGUUGCUACUACCACUUCUACUGGGUACGUUCAACCAUCAAGCUCACCCUCAUCCAACUCCGCGAAUUCGAUCCAAUAUAAUGAAAAAGUUAUGGGAUUUGCCGCUGCAUUGGCAGCAUAUUCGGCUAAUUGGCUAUGCGGACCAAGACGUACAGAAGACGAAAAGACUCAACGAUAUAAAAGAAAUGGUGAAACUAAAGUAGCGCUAAAAAAAUUGAAUAAUUCCAAAAAUAUCAGUAAUGAAUUCUUUAUAGAGUUAGAUACUUAUUUUAGAUUUUCCGCAAAAACAACAAUGUCGAAUAGUGGCUGGCAUGAUUAUCCGCGCAUUUUACAAAGCUAUGGCAUCACUAAAGACGAUAAUAGCGAUGAUUAUAUGUAA
Molecule: messenger RNA, 441 nt
Organism: Ambispora leptoticha
Lineage: Eukaryota; Fungi; Glomeromycota; Glomeromycetes; Archaeosporales; Ambisporaceae
Source: the annotation of a GenBank genome assembly